GCUCCAUAACAUUAUUGACCCUGCAAUGAUACCGUAGUUUGAACAUGGGCAGUACUAGUAGGGCUUUAUUUAUUGUCUGACAAAUUUUGCGCUGCCUUUUUAAGAUAAAUUCACAGAAGACAUCACUGUUCCAGCACGGAGGUUUAAAAGGUGACAUUGUGCUGAUUUGAACACAUAACCUGCACCAUGGGGAAGAGAUACUACUGUGACUACUGUGACCGGUCGUUUCAGGACAACAUGCAUAAUAGGAAAAAACAUCUGAAUGGUGUUCAGCAUCACAGAGCUAAAAAGGCCUGGUUUGAACACUUUAGAGAUGCUGCAGCCAUUCUGUAUGAUGAGCAAACAAAGAAACCCUGCAGGAAGUUUCUUCAGAAAGGAAUUUGUGAUUUUGGUCAUAACUGCAGGUUUUCUCACAUGUCCGAAGAGGAGAUGUUUAACUUAAGAAGACAGGUUGAAGAAAGGCGGCGUAGAGAGGACACUGAGGGCAGAAAUAUGCCUGAACGAAGUAUAGAAGAAUGGCUCUCUAGAAGGGAAAAGAAGCUAAUAGCCCUCAGUAGCAAAGGAAAUAAAAAAAAUAAGGAAGACAGUGAAGACAGCCAAGUAGAGAUUGACGUACCUCAACAGCUUCUCUCCAUUCCUGACCUUCCGCCCUCACUUCUACCUCCUCCUCCAGGUGGAUGGAAAGUCAACACUGAAUGGGGUUGAGCGAUAUUCACUUUGUGGUUGUUAAAUGGAUAUAAGUUGUUAUCAAGCAAUGGUCUUCCAUGCGCAUUUGAAAGUUGGAAAUACGAGUUUCAGUUGAUACCCAGAACCUAUUUUUUGCUAUUUCUUU
Messenger RNA from Monopterus albus (swamp eel), 832 nucleotides. RefSeq names its product zinc finger, matrin-type 5 (gene zmat5). Gene Ontology annotation, cellular component: U12-type spliceosomal complex. Gene Ontology annotation, molecular function: zinc ion binding. Lineage: Eukaryota; Metazoa; Chordata; Actinopteri; Synbranchiformes; Synbranchidae. The coding region runs from base 187 to 705 and encodes 172 amino acids. The transcript is spliced from 6 exons. The record is from RefSeq and is a predicted model, not a curated record.